This is a messenger RNA of Magallana angulata, 3000 nucleotides long. RefSeq names its product sodium-coupled monocarboxylate transporter 1-like. The record is from RefSeq and is a predicted model, not a curated record. NCBI's taxonomy places the organism in Eukaryota, Metazoa, Mollusca, Bivalvia, Ostreida, Ostreidae. Gene Ontology annotation, biological process: sodium ion transport; transmembrane transport. Gene Ontology annotation, molecular function: symporter activity. Gene Ontology annotation, cellular component: membrane. The transcript is spliced from 16 exons. The coding region runs from base 422 to 2302 and encodes 626 amino acids.
CGAGUCCGGUCUGUUUACGAUGUAAUUGGUGGUCACCGUUUGCCCAGUCACGUCUCUACAUAAACACACAAACUUAUACAUGUGAUGAAUGAGGUCGGUAAUAUAUACAAGACAUGCGCGGGCGGAGGGAGUCGAAAGUGACGUAUUGUUAACAUUACGUAAACUGGAUUAAACGCCACGAUCUUAAAAGUUUGCAUUUGCAUUAAAAAUGUUCACCUGGUGAAAUUCCAGAGAACAGAAGUAUUAAUAGGUUAUAUUUUUACCUGGCCAGCCUGCGGUAAAGUUCUGUGAGAACACGGAUUACGGAUUUUCGGACGUAAUUCGACAUUUCGAACAAAUGUAUAUUUACCACAAUUCACCCCCAAGAAAAUCAAUAUCAGUGUUGUAACAUUUAAGGUUGAGAGGCAGAGAGGAAGUAAAUAUGUCUGAAGAAGGUUUCUCAAUUGUGGACUGGGUGAUUUUUGCAGUUUUGAUUCUGUUUUCGGGAGUCGUUGGGAUUUACUAUGCCUGUACCGGCGGAAAACAGAAGACGACCGACGAGUUCCUAAUGGCGGACCGGAAGAUGCCGAUACUUCCGGUCGCAGCCUCUAUCCUUGUGUCGUUCCAGACGGCGGUGCUGAUACUGGGUCAGCCGGCGGAGAUGUACACCAAGGGGACCCAGUUCUUUCUGUCGUUGUUUGGACAGCUCGGUGCCGUGUUUCUGGCCACUACUUUAUUCGUUCCGCUGUUCUAUCCAUUAAAGCUCACGAGCUUUUUCGAGUAUUUGGAACAUAGGUUCGACUCCAAGGCAGCUCGCGUGACGGCCACUACCAUAGGAAUUAUAUCAACGAUUCUUUACUCUGGCAUUGCGUCCUUUGCCCCAACAACGGCUCUAAGUGCAGUGACCGGCUUUCCUGAGUGGCUGUCUUUCACUUUGAUUGGGGCGAUCUGUGCAUUCUACACCUUCCUGGGUGGACUAAAAGCCGUCAUCUGGGUGGAUGCUUUCCAGGGCCUCAUUAUGUUGGCGGGUUUACUGACUAUUCUCAUCAAGGCCACUCUACUGGUGGGCGGAUGGGGAGAGGUGUGGCGGAUCAACCAGGAGUGGGGGCGGAUCAACUUCUGGAAUUUUGAUCCGGAUCCAACCAUCCGUCACAGUUUCUGGUCUUUGGUAAUCGGGAGUAUGAUCAACUGGACCGGGCCGUACGGCGCAAGUCAACAAAGCACCCAGCGAUUUGGCUCUUUGCCAACUCUUCGCGAUGCUAAAAUAGCGCUUAUGCUGCAAAGCGUCGGAUUGAUUGUGAUUGUGACGUCAGCAUGCAUGACAGGUGUCGCUGUCUUCGCUUAUUACGCAAUGAAGGGUUGUGACCCACUGACAAAUGGCGAUAUCAUGAGUUCAAAUCAAAUUAUCCCUACGUUCGUGAUGGAGGUGCUGAACUACCCGGGGGUACCCGGUCUCUUCAUGGCCAGUCUGUACAGUGGCUCUCUCAGCACGAUCUCCUCCAAUCUGAGCACACUGGUCGCCAUUACUUUUGAGGAUCUGGUGAAACCAUUCGUCAAGAACAAGUCUGACAGCGUCCAUCUCUGGAUCACAAGAAUGCUGGUUUUGUUCUUCAGCGCAGCAGGAGUGGGGAUGGCGUUUACGAUGCGCAACAUCACCGGCACUGUGUUACAGGCCUCCAUCAGUAUCUUGGGAUCGUCUGGGGGUGCGCUCAACGGGUUCGUGGUCCUUGGCGCCUUUUUCCCGACGUGUAACAGAAUUGGCGCCAUAACAGGUCCCAUUGUGUCGUACGCCAUCAUGCUGUGGAUAGGAAUAGGACAGUACAGUGUGCUGGGGAUCCCUGAGGACUUUCCCUUCCCGACAGACAACUGCCAAGCCGGAAACGGAAGUAUGACCGGCGGCAACAACAUAACAACGCUCGCCGUCACCACGAACCUUAUCAGCACUACCGGUGUAACAACAAUGGCGGCAGUUCCGGUCCAAGAGCUGACUGGACUGAGGCGCCUCUAUUCCCUCUCCUAUCUGUGGUACUCCACUAUGGGGACUGUCAUCGCCGUCAUUGUCGCCCUCCUCAUUACCUACGUCACUGGACCCAGAAAGGCCACGGAGGUGGACAGGAAGUACCUGAUAUCUCUGUCCGACAAGCUCUCCUGUCUGAUUCCGUCACGAUGCCGGCGGGGUGCGGACACCGACCAGCCUCAGGUAAAGAGUGAAAUGGGACAAGAAAACACUGCUUUUUCAAAUUUGGAUGAGAGAAGAUCACAGGACUCAGAGAACAAGUCGAACAAGUCAAACAAAGUUGAACUGUAUAAAAUAAAGUCAUGACGUCAAGAUGAAUCAUAGAUUCUGUGUAUGAAUUCCGUAUGAAUAUAAAAUAUCUUAAAGUUCAAUAUUAUUAAACAAUCGAUUCAAAUUAUUGAUAUCGAUUAAUGAAGAAUAUAUUCUGUAUUUCUUGAUAUUGAUAAUUCAUGAAUAUAUAAACAAUAAAUGUAAGAAAUACAUUUUAAUGUAUAAUUAAUAAAGAGAUGAACUAUUUGAUAUUUUGUUUAAACAUGUGUCUUAACCAAUGCGAGGACAUUUAUAUAUAAACCAGAGACUGGUAUGAACACAUCCAUAAAUUUUAAACUCCGUAUUAUAUAUUACAUGUAGGAUGUGCAUUGUAUCUACAUGUUGUUUAUUUAUUCAUACGUGUAAUCUAUUCAGUUUAGUUAUCAGUUCUAGGUAUUUCUAGUUUUGUAUUGCAAUGUUUAUGUCAUGUGACCUCAAUAUCGAUGUUUUAUUCUUGACGUUUUAUCAUAAAGCAAAAAUGUGAUUAUUUUAUCUUCCUUCCUAUGUCUGAUCCUUAAACUGUUUACAUGACACAACAUUUCGUGGUGGCAAUAAAACUUCUACAAUUUAUACUCGUGACGAAUAAAUUUCGAAAACUAUAAUCGUAAAUGUUGUUAAAAAUAUCUUCCGAAAAUACAGUCCAACAUUUCAUUAAAGAAAGAAACUCAUCUUAACUUUUAUAAGCGGAUUUUUCU